AUGCCGGUCGAUACAAAAAGAGUGCGGGGUCCGGAAGAAUCACAGUCUCCUUUGCUUUUUAUCCCUGAAAGCGCUAAGAAAGUAUUCUCGAAGGAAAGUCGAGGGGAUGGCCGACAGCGAGGGCAGACAGACGUGCGGCCGGUAUUCGCACGAUGCGGUCUGGUCAGCCAAGCCAAGGGGUCUGCGUACAUAGAAGCGGGGAACACGAAACUGAUCUGUUCAGUGUACGGCCCUCGGGAAACCGAGAGAAAGGACGAGACGGAUAUGAAUUCAGGGCGGCUGUUAUGUGACUUUAGAUUAGCCCCGUUCUCCUGCCAGAAGAGGGGCGCGUGGAUCCAGGGCAGUGAGGAGAAGGACCUGUCCCAUGCCUUGCUGGAGGGCCUGCGGCCAGGGGUGUGCCUGCACAAGUAUCCGCGCUCGCAGAUAGAAGUCAACGUGAUGAUCCUGGAAAACGACGGCUCAGUUCUUGCCCACGCGGUUACCUGUGCUUCCAUGGCGCUCGCUGACGCCGGUAUCGAGAUGUACGACCUGGUACUAGGUUGCUCGCUCCGACAGGACGGAGACACCUAUCUUAUCGACCCUACUUUUCCAGAGGAGAGCGGCAGCUGGGUCACCAGCAACGGGGAAAACCAGGGCAGCGUUACGGUGGCGCUGUUGCCCACUCUGAACCAGGUGUCAGGCUUGCAGUCAGACGGGGAGAUGAGAGAGGACACGCUGGUUGAAGCCGUGCGCGUCUGCAUCGAGGGAUGCCACAAGCUGUAUCCAGUUGUCCAGCAAGCCUUGAUCAAGUCCGUGCGUAGAAAGGCACCACCACCUGAGAACUGACAGGCUUGUUUUGGACUCGCUUGCUUGCGCGUUUUUAUAUAAAUUCAAUGCUUCACAUUUGAUGUUUAAUAUGCUUUUGUUAAUAAAUAAUACAUGGACGUUGUA
Molecule: messenger RNA, 930 nt
Organism: Anguilla rostrata (American eel)
Lineage: Eukaryota; Metazoa; Chordata; Actinopteri; Anguilliformes; Anguillidae
Gene: exosc6
Product: exosome component 6
Exons: 1
Coding region: 1-825 (274 amino acids)
Biological process (GO): U4 snRNA 3'-end processing; poly(A)-dependent snoRNA 3'-end processing; nuclear mRNA surveillance
Cellular component (GO): cytoplasmic exosome (RNase complex); nucleolus; nuclear exosome (RNase complex)
Source: RefSeq, a predicted model, not a curated record